AUGUCUGACAAUUCGGUAGCUCUCCAGGCUAUCAGCAAUGAAAGCGUUAAUUUGGAAAAUGCUUCCAUUGAAGAUGUAUUUGUAAAUCUCACUUGUACAAGAGAAGGUUUGACCUCUGAUGAAGUACAGGAGCGACUUACAAGGUUUGGUUACAACAAACUUGAAGAGAAAAAGGAGAAUAAGAUACUCAAGUUCUUGGGAUUUAUGUGGAAUCCACUGUCAUGGGUCAUGGAAGCUGCAGCCAUCAUGUCCAUUGCUAUGGCACAUGGAGGAGGAAAGCCUGCGGAUUAUCCUGAUUUCGUGGGCAUUGUGGUGUUACUUGUGAUAAACUCAACUAUAAGUUUCAUAGAAGAAAACAAUGCAGGCAAUGCAGCUGCUGCUCUCAUGGCUCGCUUGGCACUUAAAGCCAGGGUCCGGCGUGAUGGUGAAUGGAAAGAGAUAGAUGCAGCUGAGUUGGUUCCAGGAGAUAUAAUUGCUAUCAGACUUGGAGAUAUCAUUCCUGCUGAUUCAGCACUUACAGGAGAAUCUCUUCCUGUGACAAAAAACCCUUAUGGAUCAGUGUACUCUGGUUCAACUUGCAAGCAAGGUGAAAUACAAGCCGUUGUGACCACUACAGGGAUUCAUACUUUCAAUGGGAAAGCAGCUCAUCUUGUGGAUAACACUACACAUGUUGGUCACUUCCAGAAGGUUUUGACAUCAAUUGGGAACUUUUGUAUCUGCUCAAUAGCAGUUGGAAUGGUGAUUGAGAUCAUUGUGAUAUACGGUAUCCAACAGAGAGGGUACCGUGUUGGUAUCGACAACCUUCUUGUCUUACUCAUUGGUGGUAUCCCUAUUGCAAUGCCUACUGUUCUCUCUGUUACUAUGGCCAUCGGUGCUCACCGCUUGUCUCAGCAGGGUGCGAUAACGAAGAGGAUGACAGCAAUUGAAGAAAUGGCAGGAAUGGAUGUUCUAUGCAGUGAUAAAACAGGCACUCUCACUUUAAACCAGCUUACUGUCGACAGAAACCUGAUUGAGAUUUUCAAGAAGGGCAUUGACAAGGAUAUGGCUGUGCUUAUGGCUGCUAGAGCUGCACGUUUAGAAAACCAAGAUGCAAUCGAUACUGCCAUUGUUUCAAUGCUGGGAGAUCCAAGAGAAGCACGUGCAGGGAUUGAAGAAGUCCAUUUUCUUCCAUUUAAUCCAGCUAACAGAAGGACAGCAAUAACCUACCUUGACGGAGAAGGCAAAAUGCAUCGCGUCACCAAAGGCGCACCUGAGGAGAUUUUGGAUAUGGUUCACAACAAAUCAGAAAUCAAGGACAGUGUACAUUCAUUGAUCAACGAGUUUGCUAACCGUGGUCUAAGAUCCCUUGGAUUGGCCUAUCAGGAAGUACCUGAUGGCAAUGAUAAAGGAGAGGGUGGUCCAUGGGAACUCAUAGCCCUAAUUCCUCUGUUUGAUCCUCCACGCAGUGACAGUGCUCAGACAAUAGCGAGAGCUCUUCUCCUUGGAGUCAGUGUUAAAAUGAUCACUGGUGAUCAGCUUGCAAUAGCUAAAGAAACAGGAAGAAGACUAGGGAUGGGAACAAACAUGUAUCCAUCUUCUGCUCUCUUUGGUGUAGAAGGCCAAGCAGAAUCAACAAUCCCCAUUGAUGACCUCAUUGAAAAUGCAGAUGGUUUUGCAGGAGUAUUUCCUGAGCAUAAGUAUGAGAUCGUAAAGAGACUGCAAGCUAAAAAGCACAUUUGUGGUAUGACUGGCGAUGGAGUCAACGAUGCACCUGCUUUGAAGAUAGCUGAUAUUGGAAUUGCUGUUGAUGAUGCCACUGAUGCUGCUCGUGGUGCUUCUGAUAUUGUCCUGACAGAACCAGGGCUUAGUGUUAUCAUCAGUGCUGUCUUGACUAGCCGUGCCAUUUUCCAGAGAAUGAAGAAUUACACGAUAUACGCUGUUUCAAUCACUAUACGUAUUGUGAUGGGUUUCAUGCUUUUAUGUGUCUUUUGGAAAUUUGAUUUCCCUCCGUUCAUGGUUCUUGUAAUCGCAAUACUUAACGAUGGCACUAUAAUGACAAUAUCUAAAGAUAGAGUCAAGCCUUCUCCAAUACCAGAUUGUUGGAAACUCAAGGAGAUUUUCGCCACCGGUGUUGUCCUUGGGACUUACUUGGCGCUGAUGACAGUCAUCUUCUUCUGGGCGGCUUACGAAACCAACUUCUUCACUAGAAUAUUCCCAGUGAGGGAUUUCAACCAGCACCAUUUCAACAUGAAAGACAAGGAAGUGGCUGCAAAGCUUAAUGAAGAGAUGGCCUCGGCUGUUUACCUUCAAGUCAGCACCAUUAGCCAAGCUCUCAUCUUUGUGACUCGUUCAAGAAGCUGGUCAUUCGUUGAGCGGCCUGGUUAUCUUCUUUUAUUCGCUUUCCUCGUUGCUCAGCUGAUUGCAUCGGUUAUAUCAGCGAUGGCGGAUUGGAAGUUUGCUGGGAUCAGAAGUAUAGGAUGGGGAUGGACUGGAGUUAUAUGGAUAUACAACAUAGUGACUUACAUGUUACUUGAUCCUAUCAAAUUUGGUGUUCGUUAUGGUCUAAGUGGCAAGCCUUGGAGUCGAAUGUUUGAGCAGAGGAUUGCACUCACAGGGAGGAGAGACUUUGGGCAAGAACAACGAGUGGCUGCUUGGGCGAGUGAGCAGAGAUCAAUGCAUGGUCUCGAGAACCCACUUGACUCACCUGGAAACAGCCCAAGGGUUGCUGAUGAUUCCAUAAGACGAGCAGAGCUUGCAAGAAUGAGAGAGCCUCAAACCCUGAAAGAGAAAGUGGAGUCAUCUUCUGUUGCUUCCACUUCACAAAAAUGA
Molecule: messenger RNA, 2808 nt
Organism: Microthlaspi erraticum
Lineage: Eukaryota; Viridiplantae; Streptophyta; Magnoliopsida; Brassicales; Brassicaceae
Source: the annotation of a GenBank genome assembly